GCCGUGGCCCAGGACGCUAUUACAACGCCUACUGCACCAUGACUGGAACUGGCUACAUUUGGAUGCAAACAAAUUAAUUUUUUGUUUUUGUCACAAAACGAAUCAAAAUUAUCGAGUUUGCGCAUUUUCGAGGUUAGGGCGCAUGCCCUGGAGCAGCCGCGGCCGUUAUUGAUUUCGGAAAAGUCUCGUUUCUGCUUUGACGUCAAAGUGUAUUCAGCACCUGCAGAAUGGCGGUGGCAGCGUUCGUGCUGGGCUCCGUGCUGGUGUCCGGGGUGCUCUCGAGGACCGUGUCAUACCCUGACCUGACGCCCCGGCUGAGCAGCGAAAUCAAGGACCUGAUCAACGAAGUCUUGGAGCACGGCCGGGGAAAGCAGACUUAUGAGAGUCAAAUCCAGGCUGUGGAAAUCGAAGGAUGGGGCCACACGCUUCCCAGGCUGGGCCAAAUCUCGGGCGUGUCCGUCGACGAACAGGGCCGACCCGUCAUUUUCCACAGAGGACCGACCAAGUGGCUCUCGCGUUCGUUCAACGAGAGCUUCAUCUUCCAAGAACAAUCGCAAGGACCCAUUCCGGUGGACACCGUUCUCACCCUCGACCCGCAGUCGGGGAUGAUCGAGAGCAGUUGGGGCCGCAACAUUUUUUACAUGCCGCACGGAAUCACCAUUUGCACGCACACUGGCGACAUUUGGCUCACCGACGUUGCACUGCAUCAAGUUUUUAAGUACGAAAGUGGGCAAGAAGAGCCGAGUUUUGUGCUGGGCGUGGCGUUCGAGCCUGGCUCGGACGACGGCCACUUGUGCCAGCCGACGUCGGUGGCCGUCGCCUCGACCGGGGACGUGUUCGUCGCCGACGGCUACUGCAACUCGAGGAUCAUGCGCUUCACCUCGGACGGCGUGUUUGUCAACGAAAUGGGCUCCGGGAUGGGCGAACUGCGCCUCACCCUGCCCCACGGCAUCACCCUGCUCGAGGAGCGCGACGCCGUCUGCGUCGCCGACAGGGAGACCAGGCGACUCGUCUGCCUCAAGGCCGGCCUCAGCCAGGACGCGCACGACCAGGGUGGCGACGUCUUGGGCGAAUUCCAAGACCCGGCCAUGGGACGCACCUUCGGAAUCGCCAGCUACGGUGGACUUUUAUUUGUUGUUGCUGGUCAGACGGACGACACGGAAAACAUGGGACUGACCAUUGACCCCGUUGCUGGAAAAAUUCUGGACGAAUGGGCCCCGAAGAGAGGCUUCAAAGCACCACACGCGGUGGCAGUUUCGCCCGACGCCGGCGAAAUCUACGUGUCCGAAAUCGGUCCCAACAGAAUACACAAAUUUGUGCUCGUAUAAAACUAAAUAAUCACGAUGCCAUCGACGAAAAUCAAUUAAUAUAAACAGACUGUCCCUUAUCAAAGUACUGUUUCCACAACCAACAUAUUCAGCCAAAUUUGCAGGGGGAAAACAUGCUUUUAUCAAAGAUUAAUCAUUGACUUUGCACAACGUCUGUCCCCUAUAGAUAUAGACAAGUUUUAAUUAAACGGGAAAUAUAUUUUAAUGAAAAAUAUAUGUUAAAUGAAUGUUCCUCUUUUUAGCAAAUGUAGAUGGAAAAAUAUCAAAUAAAUAACACAAUCAAAUCUCUUUUGUUUG
Molecule: messenger RNA, 1625 nt
Organism: Neocloeon triangulifer
Lineage: Eukaryota; Metazoa; Arthropoda; Insecta; Ephemeroptera; Baetidae
Product: peptidyl-alpha-hydroxyglycine alpha-amidating lyase 2-like
Exons: 7
Coding region: 228-1328 (366 amino acids)
Biological process (GO): peptide metabolic process
Cellular component (GO): extracellular region; membrane
Molecular function (GO): protein binding; catalytic activity
Source: RefSeq, a predicted model, not a curated record